This is a messenger RNA of Mobula hypostoma (lesser devil ray), 8879 nucleotides long. RefSeq names its product histone H2A. The coding region runs from base 31 to 420 and encodes 129 amino acids. The record is from RefSeq and is a predicted model, not a curated record. Gene Ontology annotation, cellular component: nucleosome; chromatin. NCBI's taxonomy places the organism in Eukaryota, Metazoa, Chordata, Chondrichthyes, Myliobatiformes, Myliobatidae. Gene Ontology annotation, biological process: heterochromatin formation. Gene Ontology annotation, molecular function: DNA binding; structural constituent of chromatin; protein heterodimerization activity. The transcript has a single exon.
UCCUCAUUCUCUGCGAAGGAGUUUGCUGAAAUGAGUGGACGAGGGAAAACCGGAAAGGCCAAGAGCAAGCCCAAGUCUCGCUCGUCCCGGGCCGGACUGCAGUUCCCGGUGGGCCGUGUUCACAGGCUCCUGAGAAAGGGUAACUAUGCUGAGCGGGUGGGUGCCGGAGCCCCGGUCUAUAUGGCUGCUGUGCUCGAGUAUCUGACGGCUGAAAUCCUCGAGUUGGCCGGUAACGCGGCCCGGGACAACAAGAAGACCCGCAUCAUCCCCAGACACCUGCAGCUGGCCGUCCGCAACGACGAGGAGCUCAACAAGCUGCUGGGAGGGGUGACCAUCGCUCAGGGCGGGGUGCUGCCCAAUAUCCAGGCUGUGUUGUUGCCCAAGAAAACGGGCGGGUCCACCAACCCCAAGGCCAAGUAAAGAGAUAAAGCGACAAUUAAAAAACCCAAAGGCUCUUUUCAGAGCCACUCAGAUUGUCUGUGGAAGGGCUGAGCACCGACUGGGGUGAGGUCGGGGGAUUUCCGUUCGAAGUGUGUCGUAGACAAGCAGCUUAAACUCUUGGUCUAGAUCGCUUCUCUCCCCCACCCCCCCCAAAAAAAUCUGCAUUUUUUUGUGCAUAGAGCGCUACCCGGAUUCCCUCCCAUUCCCGGAUCGCUUCAUUUUAUAGAAGAUGAUUUUCUCCCCCCGCUGUUGUCUCUACUUCCUGGGUGAACGCAGAGCGGCGCUUGAUUGGCGGUAAGUCGCCCAUACCCAUUGGUGAGUGAAAAAGCCUCAUUCACCCAUGAACAGGCGGCAACAGGCAAUGUGCCAAAACCAACCGCCAUGCAACCAAAAUCGUAAAAUGUCUAAAGUCCGAGAGGAAAAUACUUUUAUACUGUUCUAUGAAAUUAGUUACAGAUGCUUGUGAAUAGGAGCCGUCACAUGACCCUGAUCCAUAUAAUAUAAACGGUGCGAAUUAAGUUUAGUGUUCAAAGUACAUUUAUUAUCAAGAUCUGUAUACCAUAUACAACCUUGAAUUUCGUCUUCUUGCCGGCACCCACAAAGUAAAAAAAAAACGCAAUGGAAUCCAUGGAAAAACUACACAACAAAAACUGACAAACGGCCAAUGUGCAAAAGAGGACAAAUCGUGGAAAUAUUUUGUUGAAAAACAGAAAUAAUUAUGACCCGCGGAGUUCCCGAAAGUUAGUUUACCGAUAUGAGAUACUCCGAUUAAAUUACCAACCCGUAAAAAUGCUUAUUCAUAGAACAUGACAGGUUUUUUUUAUUAUUUAAAACAUUAUAGACAGUUCGGAAACUGCGGUCGGGGUGAUGUGAAAGGAUCGUGAACCUAUUCUGAAUCUCAAUUUGAUUCAGAAUGGGAUUUGAACGGUUACAAUACACUUGACUGCAGGUAAUCGACCGCUUUCCAGUCAAUUAAACGCAUCAGCAACGGCAAAAACCUGUCACACAACUAUAAAACCAAGCUGAUGCAGUAAAGGUUAAAGUCUCUGUGUCUGUACAAAGGGGAGGGAGAGCGAGUCUGGAGCCCACGAUCCACGCCAUUGCUUCUCUCCGAUUGAGUCAUCAAGCAAGGUUGAAGCCGCCGAGGGUAAGAGCAGAGAACAGGCAGGUGUUCGGCGCCGUUUGCCUGUGUUUGACCGGACUUCCUCUCCCUUUCGCUGGCUGCUGCUGGAGAGAAGUCCAGGAGUGCUGGUAUCCAUGUUGCCAGGAUUGAUCAGCCAGGCUGUGGACUUAUUUUGGGGGUUUUGAGGUUCAUGUUACAUAUGUUCCUGGGUUCUGGUUACUCUUUUUUUUUCUGUUUUGAUUGGUACCUUCGGCGGACAGGGGCAAAGAAUGGACAGAUCGUCAGAGUCUGUUUCCCAUGGUAUCAAGUACCGAGAUGGGAGUAUAGAAGCGGACUUUGGGACCUGCUUUUAAAGGGUUGAUGAAGAACCGCCCAAUUCCCUCUGGUUGUAAGAGAGAUGUCUAUAACAGGGUCGUUGCGCUGCGUUUGGCUCCUUUUCCUUCAGUUUGGAGCUGGCUAGCAGUGGGGUGAGGGAGGUGGUUAGGGUUAGAAUAUUUUGAAUAUUCUGUUUAGAAAAUCACGGAAGCCUUUAUUCCUUCUAUCAGAGUGCAUGACUAUACACUUCCCUCCACUAUUUUCCAUCUGCCACUUUUUUGACAUUCUCCCAAUCUGCCUGAGUCCUUCUGCAGCCACCCCGCCUCCUCAACACUUCCUGUAACUCCGCGUAGUUCGGUAUCAUCCACAAACCUGACCACAAAGCCAUCACUUCCAUCAAAUCAUUGACGUACAACUUGGAAAGAAGCAGUCCGAACACUGACACCCUGUGGAACAUCACUCGUCUGGGGCAGCCAACCAGAAAAGGCCCCAUUUAUUCCUUCUCUAACCCAAUUUUGUAAAACGCCAGAGUUACAGAAGCUCCAGGACCUCAUCCCUGGGAGAGGAUGGAUCUACCAAGAAGAUGCAUUACGCCUGAGGAAUAUUGAAAGAUGGCCCAGGAUAGAGGACCCUGGCGAGCUUGUGUCAGUGGCCUAAUCUCUGGUAGAGCUUAACUAACAACCUCCCACCGCCGUCUUGUGCCACCUUCAUCCUGUUCCUCAUCCCUGUUAAAAUAUCCACACACAUCCUAUCUAUGACCCUCAUUAUUUUAUACCUGUCUAUAAUUUUCCCUCUCAUUCUCUGACAUUCCAAGGAAAACAGUCCAAAUCUGCUCAAUCUCUCUUCAUAACUCAGUCAUAAAUGUCCCAGCAACACCCUUGUGAAUCACCUCUGUAUUACUCCCAGGUUAAUGGCAGCUUUCCUGCAACCAAAACUCGAAAUGAUAUUUUGUUGUGGCCUCUACAACAUCUCGUGCAACUGAAUACAACAUGUCAAUCUGUCCACUCAGAUGAAGGCCAGUGUGCCAAAAGAUUUCUUCACCACCAUGUCCCCCUGCAACUUGGUUUGACACCAUGUCAGCUGGUUUGGUGAAAGGCAACUCAUGUUUGACCAACUUGCCAGAGUUCUACUAGAUGUUAGAAGGGAAUCUGCUUGGAUUUUCAGAAGGCAUUUGACAAGGUGCCACAUAAAGGACUGGUGCAAAAGACCAGAACUCUCAAGACUGGGAGAAAUGAGCUAAAAAGGAGUGAAGACUGGUUAUCACAUAGAGGCAGAAUAAACAGCUCUACUUCAGGUUAGAAGGAUGUAAUUUGUGGAGUGUCUCUGGGAUCAGUUCUGGGCCGUCAAUUAUUUACUAUCGAUAUUAGUCACUUGUAGGAGACAGUGUGUGGGGGAUCAGUAACAGGGGAUGUGAUGGGGACUUGUUGUGAUGGGACAUUUGGUCUCUCCAACAGGAUAUCAAGAGAUUGGAUGAGUGGGAGAAUUGAGGAAAAUGGAGUUUAAUGUGAUAAAGUGUGAUAGUGUGUCCAGUGGGAGGAGGAAUCAAAAGUCAGACUGUUAUUUAUGUGAAGAUAAAUUGUACAGGAGUGAAGUACAGAGGUGUCCAGGUUACACACAAACAGCAGACAAGUACAGUGAGUGGUGAAUGGUACAUUGACAUUUAUCGCUGGGUGGCUGGUGCAGAGAAACAGGGAAGUGUUGUUACAGUGUCAGACAAGUGAACAGUGAUGGAUUUUGGGAAGUUACGCAGGCCCAGCCUUUCACAGUGAAUAACAGGAUCCUGGGGAGUGUUAAUGAACAGAGCCAUCUUUGGAUACAGGUACAUAGUUCAUGGAACGUGACAAGACAGCUGGACAAUGUAGUGAUGAAGGUGCAUGGAAUGCUUACUUCAUCAGCAAAGGCACCGAGAGGAGUUGGGACAUCACAUUACAGUUCAUUCUUUAGGCAACACCCAGAGUUCCCUGUGCAGUUCCGACACCACACUCACCCUUCUCCCCCAUCCCCCGUUCAUUUCUGAGCUACAGAGCCAGACUUAAUGCCAGAGACCUGACUGCUGUGGCUUUCCUCUGAUAGGUCAUUCCUCACCUCCCCCCCCCCCAAAAAAAAGGUAUCCAAAUCUGUGUAUACCUAUUGCUGAAAGGAAUGGCCACAGGGGAAGUCUGCACUGGCUGUCUAUCCCCUUUCCCUUCCCUACCUGCCUUCUGCAACUUCGGGGUGACUACCUCACUGUAGCUCCUAUCUAUCACUUCAUUCUCCCAUGUGAGCUGAAUGCCAUCAAGCUUAACACGGUCUCUAAGGAGCUGCAGCUCAGUGCACUUCAUGCAGAUGCGGUAUCAGGGAGACUUAAGGUCUCCCGGAGUUCCCAAAUCUCACACAAAGAACCUACCAUUAAUUCUGGGCCAAUUCUUAGUGCACUAACUAUGUAGUAAUAGACAAAGAAAUAGAAGAAAGAACUUACUGCAAACUUACUUAGAACUCAACCUGUGCUUGCCCAACCUUGUUGAGCAAAGCCUCCACUCCAACUUUGGCCCUUCCACUUACACAUCCCUCCUUUUUAUUGGCUCAGAUAAAACUCACCGAAGAUUAGACUUGCUCAUUGUAAAUAGCUCCCACCCUGCAAUGAUGUCCCUCUUUCACUCGCAACUUCAAGUCCAGGAGAGCUUUUUGUUCCAGUACCUCAAAAGUCCUACUGGGUAAGGGCAGGGAGCUGGAUGAAGUGUUAGUGGACAAGGACUUUGGGGCUCAUCAGCACAGAACUCAGGACGUUUCAUAUCAGUUCUGGGAUAGAGAAAUGAAUAGUAUGGAAAUUAAGGACCGUUUGAUUAUCAUAGACAGGAUCUGGCAAGUGUAGAUGAGAAGAUGUUACCCAUAGGUAGAUCUACAUUUGGGAAGUGGGAGUUGUUUCAAAGCGAAAUAGUGAGAUUUCAGGGUCACUGUAUUCCUGUGAGGGUGAAGAGUGAGGAUGGCAGAUUCAGAGAUUCCUAAUGUGAAGGGGUAUUGAAGUUCCACUGAAAUAAUAAGAAGCAUGUGGUAGGGAAUGUGUGGUGGGAUAGAGAUACGUCUGUACCAAAGGAGGUGUAAGAUGCUCUUUCUCUUGGGUAGUCUGCAGGUCCUCUUUGGGAAAGGUGUAGCACCUGCUUAAGGGUCAUGUGAAGCCAUGGAAGCUGGUGGUGCAUAUCCUAAGUCUUGGUUAUGCGACCACUGAUGCUAAGCAGACAAUCUCUGAGGAGUAUUAAUAAUUGCUGGGAUCACCUUCUUGUAAAGACACCUACCCAGAAGAAGGCAAUAGCAAACCACUUCUGUGGAAAAGUUGGCCAAGAACAAUCAUGGUCAUAGAUAGAGUAAAGAAUAUGAAUAGCUUCAUACUGGGGACAGAUGGAAGAACAUGAUUGCCCAUGUCAUAUGACACACAACAUAAUGUUAAUGAUGAUGUGUCAUAGAAAGAGCACUGAAGACUGGGGAGGCCCUUCAGGUGUAUAGAGAAAGUGCAGAGAGUUUAGAAACAUAGAAAACCUACAGCACAACACAGGCCCUUUGGCCCACAAUGCUGUGCUAAACAUAUACUUACUUUAGAAAUUACUUACGGUUACCCAUAAUAGCCCUCUAUUUUUCUAAGCUUCAUGUACCUAUCCAGGAAUCUCUUUAAAAGACCCUACUGUAUCUGCCUCCACCACCGUUGCCGACAGCCCAUUCCAUGGACUCACCACUCUCUGUGUAAAAAAACUUAACCCUGACAUCUCCUCUGUACCUCCUUCCAAGCACCUUAAAACUAUGCCCUCUUGUGUUUGCCAUUUCAGCCCUGGGAAAAAGCCUCUCAUUAUCUUAUACACCUCUGUCAGGUCACCUCUCAUCCUCCACCGCUCCAAGGAGAAAAAGCCAAAAGAAGAAAUUUAAAUUUAAAGGGCAAAGACAUGUCACAAAGUCAGUGGCAGCUAAGAUUAAGGGAAUGCUUAAUAAAUGUUAAUAAUAUAAACAUAUUAAUGAGAUGGGUUGAGUUGUUCUCCGAUCUUGGCAAUUUACUUUCAAACAUUUCAUCACCACGCGACAAGACAUCGUCAGUGAGCUGUGAAUUGUGUGUCAUCCGAAUGCCUGGUCUUUAUAUUCUUAGCAGUUAGCUGAUUGGUCAUCAUUUCAGAAACUCACUUGGGUUAUGGGGAGGAAAUCUAGUUGCUGAUUGGUUGUGUAACAAAUUCCGUGCAUUGUGGUCUGGAAUUUUGCCUGCAUUGGCUUAUAAAUAGGAUCAAGGUCUACAGGUUUGUUUACGGAAUUGUUCACAGAAAACCAUGCUUCCAGGAAUUCUCUUGCAUGCCAUGUGUUUGCUUGCACCAUGACUUUUACUGAUGCCCAGUCAAAUUUGUGCCCCUCGCCUUCAUGGGUAGAGACUAGGGAGAGUUGGUCAGCCAGCUGAUGUUUGUGGAUCUGUGUGGAUAGUUUUCUCCAGGUUUGGCAGACGUAAUAUUUGCUGCAGUCCCUGCAUUGGAUUUUGUAGACCAUAUAGGACUUGUCUAAUGGCUUAGUUCAUUCUUUUGGUCUGCAGAGUACUCUCCUUAACAUUGCCGUUGGCUUAUGCACGACCGAAAUUCUAUGUUUGUGGAGCAGUUGGGCAUCAUUUCCGAGGUAUUUCGACUGAAUGGAAGGACAACCCUUUAGUUGCUUCUUGGUUGGAGCAUUGUCAACCUAGUAGGCAUAUUUGUAUGAAGUUCUCUUUUGUGUGAAUCCUUUAAAGAGAUGUUUCUCCUCUUGAACCUUCAGUUACGCCAUGCUGCAGGUUGUCUCCACUCCUUGGAACAAAGUUUUGAUACGGCUCAUUUUGUGUGUAUUUGGGUGGUUGCUGUGAUAAUUAACGAGUGCUGUAAGUGUAUGAAGAUGAAGAGAGUAACUAAGGAGUGAGUGGGGUCUGUUGCGGAGCAAAGUGACAACCUGUGUAUGGGGCAAGAGGAGGUGUGCAGGGCGUGAAGUGAAUAGUUCUCAGCUGUAUUGUCCAAGGAGAAAGGCAAUGUGUUUGGUGAUUUCAGCUGGUGCAGUGAAAUUCCACAGCAGAUGAAGAUUACAAGGGUGGAGGUAUUGCAUGUCUUAGCAGGGCUAGCGGUGGAUAAAUCCCCGCUUCUGGUGUCACACUUUGGGAAGGGUGUGAUUCAGCACAAUAUUAUGGGAAUAGAGGAUUUGUGUUAUGAGGAGCAACUGCAUAGGCUGGGCCUUUAUUCUCCUGGAGCAUAGGAGGAUGGAGGUGAACUUAGAGGACAUAAAAUCACAGGGGGUCAUUAUCUGAAUGGACUCAGCCUUUUCCAAGCACAGGAGAGUCUAAUACUAGAGGGCAUAGAUUUAAGGUAAGUGGGGAAAGAUUUAAAGGGAGGAUGAGAGACAACAUGCUCCACACAGAAGGACAUGGAUAAAGAAAGAGGUAGAGGUGGGUUGAAUUACUGGGUUUAAAAAAAAGCAUUAGUCAGGUUCAUGGAUAGGACUGGUUCAAAGGGAUUAGGGCCAAAUGUAGAUAAAUGGAACUAGCUUGGGUAGACAUGGAUCAGGUGAGCUGAAGGGUCUUUUACUGUGCAGAACAACACUGACUCCUGUCAGAUGUGUGUACAACAAAGGAGCAGAGAUUUAAGCAGAGGAGUAGGAGGUUUAGAGGGAUCGGAGAAAGAAUUUCCUCUUUUACCCAGAGGGAGGUUACAAUGUAGUACACACUGCCUGAGGAUGUGGUAUAGACAGGUAGUUAAGGACCACCUGAUUGAUCAUUUGAAUCACAAGACACAGCAGGUGACAAACCAAGUGAUAAGUUGGUGGAGACAGAUCCCCAGUGGUCGGUAUAGACAUGAUGGGCUGAAGUCUCUGUUACUCUGCUGCAGGAGCCUCUGACUGUGAAAGUUCAGUGGAAAUCUGGAACACAGCACUUCAGGCCAGACUCACCUGAAACAUUCAGAACCCAGACAGAUGGAUUUCUAUUGGAUAAGGGUUUCAGUGGUCAAAUACUGACUCCAGCCCUCAAAAGAGCACCAAAAUACCCCAUCUCAAAUCCACCAAAAACAGUCCUUUUACAUGGGAAAUUGGUGAAACAUUGUGGUGUGAGGGGAUCCUGGAGUGCCCCUAUUAACUGUUUGAAGAGAGACAGAGAGAGGCAUUCAUCAUUGAUGGUUUGUUUGGAAAGGAGAGGGAGACAGAGUUAUUUACCAUCGAUAUGUUGCUUUUGGAAAAGAGAGAGAGAGAGACGAAGAUUGACAGUUGGAUUAUCACUUUAAGGCGUUGGAAGUAACUUUGGAUUUCUACUGAGUUUGGAGUUGGAGACAGCACUGAGCAGCUCGUAAGUUGCUAUGGUGACCGAAGGCUGUGUUAUUUAAUGGACACUCGAUGUUAUGAUUUUCAGCUGGUUAUUGAUGUUACUUCCAAGGACAGGUUGCCUGCUUGUGCACUUCUUCACAGACAAAGGAAGGAGGGAUUCUUUGAAUGACAGGUGGUGCUCAGCCUGGUGAAAUAAAUGAGAGGUCAGAUGAUACAGACCUCAGAACACAUGAUCUGGACACUGAAUGAGCAUUGUUGUGCCCACAGAAAAAGUGGGUUUUGGAGGAUCGAUCAGGCGGAUCGAUCCAAAUUGCUAUUCCAUCGGUGAAGAAGGGGUUGACUGGUGGGGAGUUGUCUAUGUGUCUACCCUCGCCUGGGUGAUAGCUCCACCACAGAAGACCGGUCCCCCUGGUUAAAGUCACAGUCGGUGACUUGUGAAGGAUUUCGGAGGAUGACAAGAAGAUCGACGGCACCAGUUCACCUGAAGACUCAACUCUCUCUCUCUCUCCCUCUCUCUCUCUCUCUCCCUCUCUCUCUCCCCCCCCCUCUCUCUCUCUCUCUCCAUCGCUACUCAACUAAAUACCACGAACUGAACUGAACUUUACUCAACAUCGUAAAACUGUAUCUUUUUACCCCUAAACUUAAGAAGCUUGGUUUUUUCAUACAUAUAUAUUCCACACUUACUUUUAUAUAUAAUCAUUGCUAACCUGUUUGAUUUAUCUGC